CCGUAGAAUUUAGAAGCGCAACUUUAGUUCGUUAACUGAAUCCAACGCAGCUAGUUGUCCGUACCAAAAACGUCAUAAUGCCUAAGAAACUUACGUAUUUCAAUAUCAACGGUCUUGGAGAGCCGAUAAGAUACAUUUUGCAUUACACUAAACAGGAAUUUGAAGAUAAUAGAAUUGAACUUGGUAAUUGGCCCGAUCUUAAGCUUAAAGAGAAGCUUCCAUUCGGUCAGCUGCCCGUAUACGAAGAAGAUGGUCGUGUUCUAUGUCAAAGCUUGGCCAUUGCCAAGUAUGUAGCCAGGGGUACUGAUCUGAUACCCAGUGACCCUUGGAAGUACGCUCAGGUGGAAUCCGCUGUGUAUUCCGUUUUGGAUUAUUGGAAAAAUGUAACACCAGUAGUCCAAGAAAAGGAUCAAGCAAAGCAAAAGGAGCUGGUUGAAAAACUACACACUGAAACCAUUGAGUAUUACUUCUCGAGGUUCAAUAACUUAUUGAAAGAAAACGGCGGAUAUUUCAGUGGAAAGCUAUCCUGGGGAGAAUUCAUUCUACUAGGUAUUAUUGAAGCCGGUAACUUGUUCCUGGGUACGAACGUGGAAAAGAAAUACCCUGCUAUAGAUGCUUUGGUUAAGGAAAUCAGGAGUCUGCCGGGAGUGAAGGAAUAUAUUGUGGCUAGAGGACCUUAUGACUUCGAAGAAAUUAAAGCGCGUAUGAAUAAGCAGGUAAAAAUGCCGCGCAGACUUCAGUAUUUCGAUUUCAAUGGUCUUGGUGAGAAGAUAAGAUACCUUCUACAUUAUACUGGGCAAGAGUUUGAGGAUGUGCGUCACGAUGUAACUAUUUGGCCUGUACCAGAAAUUAAAGAAACUCUGCCAUUCGGCCAGUUUCCGGUAUACGAAGAAGACGGCAAGGUUCUGUGCCAGAGUCUAGCAAUCGCUAGAUAUGUAGCCAGAGGUACUGAUCUGAUACCCAGUGAUCCUUGGAAGAAUGCUCAAGUGGAUUCUGCUGUUUAUUCUAUUAUGGAUUACGGUAAAAAUGUCAUCGCUGCUGUUCACGAACCAGACCCACAAAAGAAAGUAGAAUUAAGAAACAAAUUGUUCAAUGAAUACAUUGAUUACUACUUCUCGAGGUUCGAAAAGUUGUUGAAAGAAAACGGUGGAUACUUCAGUGGAAAGCUUUCAUGGGGUGAGUUCGUCUUAUGCGGUUCAGUUGAUAGUACAAAUUUCUUCUUCACUAUGGAAGUGGAGAAGAACUAUCCAGCUAUUAAAGCUGUCUGUGAAGAGAUCCGGAAUGCACCUGGAGUCAAAGAAUAUAUAGCGGCUAGAGGACCUUACAAUCUUGACUGUAUUAAGAAACGAUUUGGUAACGAUCAAUUUAGACGGUCGGGUUUAGUUCGCAAACAGUAUCCACAGUUGUCAGUUGUCAAGAGUCACAAGGUCAUUAUGCCGAAGAAACUACAGUAUUUUGAUUUGAACGGUCUUGCUGAGCCGUUAAGGUAUCUUUUGCAUUACACGAAACAGGAAUUUGAGGACUACAGACAUGAUAUUGCUACCUGGCCUGACCCGAAAAUUAAGGAAAGUCUUCCAUUCGGCCAGUUUCCUAUAUACGAAGAAGAUGGACGCGUGCUUUGUCAGACCCUAGCCAUUGCCAAGUAUGUGGCCAGAGGAACCGAUCUGAUACCAAGUGACCCAUGGGAGAAUGCUCUAGCGGAUCAAGCUGUUUAUUCCAUUACUGAUUAUCAUAAAAACGUCAUAGCAUGUAUCCAAGAACAAGACAGGGAAAAGAAAUCGGAAAUGAAAAACAAACUGAUCAAUGAAACCAUUGAGUAUUACUUCUCUAGACUCAACAAGCUAUUGAAUGAGAAUGGUGGCUACUUCAGUGGGAAGCUCUCUUGGGUCGAGUUCGUUCUCUGUGGUACAAUUGAAGCCAGUAACCUGUUCUUCAGCUUACAAAUUGAGAAAGACUACCCAGCUAUUAAAGCCGUGAUGGAAGAGAUCACGAGUGCUCCUGGUGUUAAGGAGUAUAUUGAGGCCAGAGGACCUUACAAUCUUGAUGGUAUAAGAAAACGGUUUGGUGAUAUUUAAAGGAAAUAUAAUGUAUUUUUUUAAUA
This is a messenger RNA of Helicoverpa armigera (cotton bollworm), 2101 nucleotides long. RefSeq lists its product as uncharacterized. The record is from RefSeq and is a predicted model, not a curated record. Gene Ontology annotation, molecular function: glutathione transferase activity. The coding region runs from base 78 to 2075 and encodes 665 amino acids. Lineage: Eukaryota; Metazoa; Arthropoda; Insecta; Lepidoptera; Noctuidae. Gene Ontology annotation, biological process: glutathione metabolic process. The transcript is spliced from 12 exons.